Cyanidioschyzon merolae strain 10D is the source of this 1977-nucleotide messenger RNA. Its product is annotated as DNA polymerase iota, RAD30. The coding region runs from base 1 to 1977 and encodes 658 amino acids. Gene Ontology annotation, biological process: DNA repair. Gene Ontology annotation, molecular function: damaged DNA binding. The record is from RefSeq and is a predicted model, not a curated record. NCBI's taxonomy places the organism in Eukaryota, Rhodophyta, Bangiophyceae, Cyanidiales, Cyanidiaceae. The transcript has a single exon.
AUGUUUAACCUUGACGCCUCGCGAGUCGUUGCAGUGUUCGACGCCGACUAUUUCUACUGUCAGGUGGAGUUGAACGCAGUUGGCGACGAGUCUCUCCGUUCAAAGCCCGCUGCAGUUUUCCAAAAACACCUUGUGGUGACUUGUAACUAUGAGGCUAGGAAAUACGGUGUUGGCAAACUAAUGAGAGUAGACGAGGCGAAGCGUCUCUGCCCAGAGCUCGUCCUCUUUUGCGGAGAGGACCUGACACCGUAUCGCGAUGCCCAGGAGCGGAUUUGUGAAGCACUCGAAGAAAAGCUGAGGUCGCUCGACGAAGUGGGUCGGGAGCAUCGUUGCGAAACGGUAGGUUUAGACGAAUAUAUUUUUGAUUUAACCGCGGUAGUGGAUCGACGCCUCCGCUCCAUGAACGCAGAGUGCGCCCAGAAAGGCCCUUUGAACGAAUACGUCGGCGCAGUCUUUCCUCGUGACUUUAUGCCCGAGAGUUUGCAACCUGAUAUUUGCCUCGUAGGCCCCGAGGAAGAGCUCAGACUUGCGCUUGGGUCUGAUAUCGCCAAAAAUAUGCGGGAUGCGGCGUUCGAACGAACAGGAAUAACGAUAUCCUGUGGGGUGGGUUUCAACAAAAUGCUCGCCAAGUUUGCUGCGAAUAUGCAUAAGCCGAAUGGGCAAACUACCUUUGUGCCCACUGUGAGGGCCGACUCAUGGCUCUCCGAACUCGAGCUACGAUCGCUUCCAUACGUGGGACGUCGCUUCGAACGCCUGCUUUCGGAGGAGCUACAUGUUCGAACGGUGAAAGAACUCCGAACGCGUUUCGAUUCUCCAUUAACGCUCGAACAUGCAAUACGAAAAACAUUCGGAAAGUUUGCAGCAGUCUUUGCGAAGCGAGCACGAGACAUUUGGUUGGCAGCGCGAGGGGAUUUCCCAGAGGAGGUAUAUUCUCGAGGUCCCCUUCAGCGUAUACAUGUAGAGGAUUCCUUCCCAGGACUGGAGCUCUUCUCUGCGGCAUUUCAUGAGAAGCUGUAUGCACUUGCGCUCGCUUGUGUAACGAGAAUGAAGCAUCAUGGCCAACAGUAUGGUCGGCUGCCACGCCGAGUGGCGGUAUACUGGCGUCUUGGUAAGGGAAGCCGACGCUCUCGCAGUACCCGGAUGCAUUCAGCGCUGCAAGCUGCAAUUAGGCGUUUGGUAUCAACCUCUAGCUUUGGCAUUAUAGAACAAGCUCAGAGGCUACUUUUCUCGCAGGCACUGCAGCUUCUCCAGAAAAAUCUGGACGAUUGUACUGAGCAAAGAUGCACGCUUGUCGGCAUUGGAUUCUCGGAAUUUAUCUCUUAUCGACAUACCGAGCCUUCUUCGCUACUUCAAUCAGCGCUCGAUAUGGAGAGAGAGCGGCAGUGCGAGGCUGUCUUUCUGCUGCCGAGGGGUCCUAUUGCGCCCCUCGGAACCGCUGCUGAACCGGAACGGAUAAGCGUCGUAGAGUCGGCAACGGUCUGCAAUGAGCGCAGCUCACAGGCCGUUGGGUUCCCUGAGAAUACUGGGAGCACCCCUGGACGAGUCUCAGAAAGCUUGCAUGCGCUCGUAGGACCGGACGUGUGUUCAAUGUGCGCAAGUAAAUGCGGGAUGCUCCUUGGAAACAAUGAUCCGCUCGCCCAAGCUUUCAUACGAAACGAAAAUGCGUCUGGGAAGCGAACGCGAUUGAACACCGAUUCAUCGAUACUCGCUGACGGCGAUGGUGGUCCUGUACGCGGCCACCCUUUGAUGGGCGACUCGAAUAGUGCAACGGAAUUAGCACGCCAGAGGUCAACGCUUCUUCCCAGGGGCCGAUCCUGUGCUCCUGCGCAGUUUGACAUUCGCCUCUGGGUCUCCGCGAAGCCUGCGCCCGCACCUUGUUCAGAUGCAAAUGCUGCAGCAUCUCUGGUUCCCAGUAGCAGGAGCUCCACGACGGCGACAUUUCUCGAUCGAUGGCUUAGAUCCGCCAACUUCAAAUAG